CCACAAAUAAGCAUUAAAAUCUUACACUAACAAUAAGUGGUAUUGUUUUAAAGACGGAUGACACAAAAUAAUAAUAAUAAUGACGACUAAAUAAUAAUAACCUAGGCCGCAUUUUCUUUAAUAAAGCCUGCUGUCUAAAUGACCGAAAGAGGCGGUAGGUUGCUGACAGACAACAAAAGCGCUGUGUUACUGAGAACGCCAAUAGAAUAGGGGCGGGCGGUUUGGGUUUCGAACUGUGUCCGUGACGGAGAACGAUCCAAUAGUCAUCAGGUGACGUAACACGUUCUAUCCAAUGGCAGACGUGUGCUUUCAAUACGCCCAAUGAAAACGGCGGCGUUAGGGCUUAAAAAGGCAGCGUUCGCCAGAGCCGUUUAUUGUAUUUCUUCUCCGUGAAGUUCACAGUUCGACGCAAUGGCAAGAACCAAGCAGACCGCCCGUAAAUCCACUGGUGGCAAAGCGCCCAGGAAGCAGCUCGCCACUAAGGCUGCUCGCAAGAGCGCCCCGGCUACCGGCGGCGUGAAGAAGCCUCACCGUUACAGGCCCGGCACCGUGGCUCUCAGGGAGAUCCGCCGUUAUCAGAAGUCUACUGAGCUGCUUAUUCGCAAGCUGCCCUUCCAGCGCCUGGUCCGAGAAAUCGCUCAGGAUUUCAAGACCGAUUUGCGUUUCCAGAGCUCGGCCGUCAUGGCCUUGCAGGAGGCUAGCGAGGCAUACCUGGUCGGUCUGUUCGAGGACACCAAUCUGUGCGCCAUUCACGCAAAGCGAGUGACCAUCAUGCCUAAGGACAUUCAGCUGGCCCGCCGUAUUCGUGGAGAGCGCUCGUCAUCUCCUCUUAGUUUAUCUGAAUACUUAAUGAAGCAGAGUCCAGCUGGAGCUGACAGAAAGAGAGCGAAAAUCACCAGUGAUGAUUAUUAUGAGUUAUUUAUGACCUCAGAAAGCAGCAGCAUGUCUGGUAGAGGUAAAGGUGGUAAGGGACUCGGCAAAGGGGGCGCUAAGCGUCAUCGUAAGGUCCUUCGCGAUAAUAUCCAGGGAAUCACCAAGCCGGCUAUUCGCCGUCUGGCUCGCCGUGGCGGUGUUAAGCGUAUUUCCGGCCUGAUCUACGAAGAGACUCGCGGUGUGCUGAAGGUCUUCUUGGAGAACGUCAUCCGCGACGCCGUCACCUACACCGAGCACGCCAAAAGAAAGACCGUCACCGCCAUGGAUGUGGUGUACGCUCUGAAACGCCAGGGACGUACUCUGUACGGCUUCGGCGGAUAAACGUUCAACUCCGAACCACGUCAACACAACGGCUCUUUUAAGAGCCACC
Messenger RNA from Tachysurus fulvidraco (yellow catfish), 1303 nucleotides. RefSeq lists its product as uncharacterized. NCBI's taxonomy places the organism in Eukaryota, Metazoa, Chordata, Actinopteri, Siluriformes, Bagridae. The record is from RefSeq and is a predicted model, not a curated record. The coding region runs from base 412 to 1254 and encodes 280 amino acids. Gene Ontology annotation, cellular component: nucleosome. Gene Ontology annotation, molecular function: protein heterodimerization activity; DNA binding; structural constituent of chromatin. The transcript is spliced from 4 exons.